CAAAUAAACAUUGAAUUGCUCAAAAAGAAAAUCCCCCAUUCUUCUCCAAAUGGAGCUAAAACUAUCCCUACUUUUGGUGAUAUGUCUGCUCACGGGAAUCACAGCAACCAAAUAUGAUGCAUUCACAUGCAACGGAUUCCAAAGGGGUGAGUUAUACCUGGAUGGCAUAGCAGAGAUCACACCCAAUGGCCUUCUGAGAUUAACCAACACUACAAAGAUCCACCAAGGUCAUGCAUUCCACCAAGAGCCACUACAUUUUAAGAACAUCUCAGAUGGUAAUGUUUACUCUUUCUCUGCUUGCUUUGUUUUUGCAAUACUCUCCGAAUAUCCAGAUUUUAGCGCCCAUGGACUUGCAUUUGUGCUCUCUCCAACAAAGGGGCUCCCUGGGGCUCUGCCCAGCCAAUACCUUGGUCUCUUCAACGCCAUAAAUAAUGGCAAUACAUCAGGUCACGUUUUUGCCGUUGAGCUAGACACCAUCUUCAGUACGGAGUUUGGAGAUGUUGAUGACAACCAUGUCGGAAUUGAUGUCAAUGGAUUACACUCAAUAGACGCUGCUCCAGCAUCAUAUUUCGUUGAGGAAAUUGGCAAGUUUAAGAACCUCAGCCUUAAAAGCGGGGAACCUAUGCAGGUGUGGAUAGAUUAUAGCAGUCCAGAGAAGAAGCUAAAUGUAACAAUAUCCCCCAUCUGUGUGCCCAAACCAAGCCAUCCAUUGUUGUCUUCCUUCAUUGAUCUCUCCUCCGUAUUAUUAGACACCAUGUAUAUUGGCUUCUCUUCGGCUACAGGCUCCAUCCUAACAUCCCAUUAUGUUCUGGGCUGGAGCUUUAAGAUGAAUGGGCAAGCAGCUGCCCUCAACCUGUCCAGCCUUCCUUCACUUCCUCUUAAAAAACAUAGAAGAAAACUAACACCUUUGAUAAUUUGGCUGUCCUUAGGAGUUGUGGUGUUCAUAGCUAUAACUGCCUGCUGUAUUGCUUACAUAACAAGAAGAAAGGCAAGAUAUGCCGAAGGAUUACUACCAAGCUUCUCAAGGUCUAGUGAACCACCAACCUAUGAUCUUCUUACAGCCCCAUUCUUUGAUAGAGCUGAAAAUCAUGGACAAAAGCUGAGUGAGGAAGAGUGUUCAGAUGCAACUCUGGUUUAUUGCAUUCCCUUGUCAUAUGCAGAUGAGCAUAUCCUUGUCAUUUUGACUGGUGCUAUAACCUCAAUGCUCUUGAUUGGAGAAGCAUAUCCUCCUUAA
Elaeis guineensis (African oil palm) is the source of this 1234-nucleotide messenger RNA. The record is from RefSeq and is a predicted model, not a curated record. NCBI's taxonomy places the organism in Eukaryota, Viridiplantae, Streptophyta, Magnoliopsida, Arecales, Arecaceae.